CUUUUCAUAUGCUACAACAUUAUUAUUUUUAAUAAACAAUUACCUAGUUUAUUUUAUUCCUGUAGCAACGAUGCAGCAAAUGUCCUGAACUGAUGCGAUGUGCAGGUCGGGCAAUACCUGUCAGAAGGAAUUGUCAUCUAUGACCGUGUGGUGUUUCACGUUAUCCGUUUCAUCGGUUUGGAAUGCAACUUUCCGUCAAAAGGAGAGUUCAGGUUAAUUUUCAGUCUUGUGGUUUGGACAUUUGUUCGACAACUAGCUGGUUUUUGAAGAAACUCGGUUUUUACUUGUCGAUAUCUAACUUCUGGCCUAAGAUGUCGAACCAUGCUGACUACUUGAAUUAUUUACAAGAUAGCAGUAGUGACGCAGAAACAGACAAAGAGACUGAUGACAGAGGUCGACAUUGUAUUUAUAGAAAUAGAAUGAGUUGUGGUGGCUCUUCCAAACCAAAAUCUUGUCUGGUUCAAAGAGAUGGAAGCAAUGAAAGGCACUGUCAUUCCUUCAAUUCUGCCAGGCAAAAUGCAAAUAUUAAUCAACAGAACAGACUCUGUACUGGGGUUGGUGUUGGAAAGAGUCAACAGAAUCAAUGUAGGGAUAAUUUACCAUCGUCGGGAUCUGUUAUUGGUAUAAAUAAUCCACCAGCCAGCGAUGAUCGCAUUACCCUUGUCGUGGAUAAAACAAUAUUUAUCGUGGACCGAGCAUUGUUCACCGCACAUCCAAAUACAAUGUUAGGAAGAAUGUUCAGUUCCGGCGUUGAAUAUGCUCAACCAAAUGAACGCGGCGAAUACGAAGUUGCGGACGGUGUAUCUGCUAUGGUAUUUAGGGCCAUCCUUGAUUACUAUAAGGGUGGAAUAAUACGUUGCCCGCCGACAGUUCCGGUUCAAGAACUGCGGGAAGCGUGCGACUAUUUUCUUGUUCCUUUUGACGCGAACACAGUGAAAUGUCAGAAUCUGAGAGGGUUAUUACAUGAGUUAUCUAACGAAGGCGCGCGCUGUCAAUUCGAAGUGUUCCUCGAGGACUUGAUGUUGCCCCUAAUGGUAAACAGUGCGCGCAGAGGCGACCGUGAAUGUCACAUCGUCGUUUUAUUAGAGGAUGACAUCGUCGAUUGGGACGAAGAGUAUCCCCCGCAAAUGGGAGAAGAAUAUUCGCAGACCGUUAACAGUACCGCGAUGUAUCGGUUUUUCAAAUACAUCGAGAACAGAGAGGUGGCCAAGCAGGUGAUGAAGGAGCGAGGCCUGAAAAAGAUUCGCCUGGGCAUAGAAGGCUAUCCCACUUACAAAGAGAAAGUGAAGACAAGAGCAGGUGGACGGUCCGAGGUGAUCUACAAUUACGUUCAAAGGCCUUUCAUUCACAUGUCCUGGGAGAAGGAGGAAGCGAAAAGUCGACACGUCGACUUCCAGUGCCUGAAAUCAAAAUCCGUGACGAAUCUCGCGGAAGCUACUGCCGACCCGGCAUUGGACGCCGGAGGAAACCCCAUAGGAAUCGGUCUGCUCCAAGCAACGGAACCAGCGACGCAACCGGAAGUCGCGCCGCUUGUCGGUUCGGAGGCCGACGCCGAAGGUGCCGUAGGGAUAUCGGCUGAACAGGACCUCGGACCGAUGCCGUCCGACGAGUUACACAACUUCACGAUUAAGAAAUCCGCUAUCGAGAAAUCGUACUCCGAGGCGCUCCUGAAAAUAUCCUCCGCCUACUUGAACAAGAAAAUACCGAAUAUCCCGGACCUGAAGGUUGACGGCGGCGAUGAGAAAUGGAACAUGUGGAACGUUUGGCGGACCGUGCUGGAGGAGAACGAGAAGCUGGCCAGGGCCCGGUUAGCGGCGGUCGAGGUUUUCCAGCAGCAGAUCGCGGACGACGCGAAAAGCUUAAAAAUGCACAAACUUCAGAUCUCGAAGAAGGCGAUCGACCAACUGAUGAUAGUACAAAAAGAAUUACAAAUGUGCGUCCAGGACGUGGACAAAACGAAAAAGUUGUACUUCGAUGAGGAGCACAGCGCUCACGACGUCCGGGACAAGGCGAAAGAUAUAGAGGAGAAAUUAAAGAAAAAGAAAGGAUCCUUCUUUCAGUCGAUAACGUCAUUGCAGAAAAACAGCGCGAAGGUGAGCUCGAAACGCGACGCUUUGGAGGAGAAGUCCACCGGUGCUCGGAACGAUUAUUUACUCAGUCUCGCCGCUGCGAAUGCCCACCAAAAUAGAUAUUUUGUAGUUGAUUUACAAAACACCAUGCAGUAUUUAGAGCAAGGCGUGUACGACAAGGUGGCCGAAUACUUAACGCUGAUGGGUCGAACCGAACUAUUGACCUGCCUGGCAACCCAGAACAGCUUCACUAAGAUUCGCGACCAAGCGCAACAACUCACCAGAGAGUACAAUAUACAGUGUUGCUGUUUGUAUUAUCCUGUUUUGAAGCAACACAUACAGUACGACUUCGAGUGUUGCGACAACGAUCCCGUGGACAGGGUAACCGCCGAUCACUCUGCCGCGGCCACGCUCGGGAAAGAGGCUCGUCGCUGGUCGACGAGAAUAGCGCGCGAGAUGAGUAGCAUCCGGGAGAAUAAUAGGAAACUCCAGGUUCUCGCGCAGCUGAAGGAGUCCGGGCAAAAGACUGAUCCGAACGAUCCGCAGGGUCCGGACUUGGACACGAAGAUGGACGAACUGAAGCACGCGAUUCGACGCGCAGAGACAGCGAAACUGAAGGCCGAGGCGAGAAUAGAUUGCCUUCGGAACGGCGGAGUGAACGUCGACGAAUGGCUUCAAGAGGUCGAGACAUUGAGUGUACAGGACAUGCCACGUUCGGCCAGCUCCCUCUCCGUGAGGACCGACGCGUCUGGAACCGCGGAACAUCCAUCCUCGGAUUCGUUCUACGACAGCGACGGCGACGGCGGAAGCGAUUUGACGACUGUCGAACGGCCAGGCAGCGCGAAAAACACGUCCCAGCAGGAGGAAGAGACAACCGAGGAAAGGCAGAGGCACGACAGCGAGGAAGUCGACGCUUUACUAGAACAAGAAAAACAACGAAUAGAGCAGCUCACCGUCGGCUGGGACGAUCCAACGGCGGUAGAUUGGGACAACGAGGAGAAGGACGAGCCAACGGAAGUCCGCGAAACAACCGAACCACCUCCCUCGCAGCCGAUCUACAAAUGCACCGCGCUUUAUUCAUACACCGCACAAAAUCCAGACGAACUGUCAAUUGUCGAGAGUGAACAGCUGGAGGUUGUCGGCGAAGGGGACGGGGAUGGUUGGCUGCGGGCCCGCAACUACCGCGGCGAAGAGGGUUUCGUUCCUCAGAAUUAUCUUGACGUUGAGCGCGAGCCCGAGGCCGCUUCCGGUUUGACUUCCCAGGGGCCCAGUCUCACGCAACAGAUCUCUUUCUCCUCGGUGGACUACACGAUCGACGAUCACGACGCGGUCGAUCCCGACGCUAACUUGCAACAAGCUGCUCCGGAGGCUGUUGUACAGAAUCAUAUAGGAGAAGUGGAACAAUUCUGUAUUGCUCUUUACGAUUACGACGCCACGUGCGACGAAGAGGUCAGCUUCUACGAAGGCGACAUCGUGAAGAUUAUAAACAAAGAGCCGCACGACGUCGACGACGGAUGGUGGGAGGGAGAAAUACGCGGACAUCGAGGACUGUUCCCCUCUUUGAUCAUGGAGCCGUGCGCCGCCGAUGGUUCACCUUUAACCCCGCAGGAUAAUAUAACGCCGCCGAGUUCCGCGCCCCCUGUAUUCACACCUCCCGAGGUUCCGGAGUUCUUCUUAGAGGACGAAUUAACGCAGAGCAUGAUGAAAGUGAACGCGGACUUGGAAGAUGAGAAACCCAGCAACGCGAACGCCGAGCAACAGCAAGAAGGUUUCAUGAUAAAUCUGUCCAAGGACCAGAAAAGCCACUACGGCUCGCAAUUCGGGGACGAGUCCGACGGGCCCGGGAUCGUAGUUGUAGAAGUGUCGGAUGAAUCUGGAACCAAGACCGAUGAGGAGAAAGCGAAAGAUUUAGCGACCGACGACGACCAGUCCAAAGAUGAAUUUGGACUAGGUGUCGCUCAGAUUGUAAUAACAGCGGCGACGCCGAUGGAAGAGGUCGAGCAUCCGUUCCCUGGGAUGGAAGAAACUGUUGACGACACGGUUAAAUCGACGGAAAGCUCCGAGGGCGAUAUGCCGUCGAGCACCACCACGGAUAUAAAUGAAAGCGAUUGCAAAGAGGCAACCGUGAUUAUGGACGAGAAGGAGGAGCAAGAGACUACCGAUGCAGCGGAGGACAUCGAAGAGAAAUCGACGGUGGACGAUUUACCAACGGACUCGGCACCAUUUCCGGUUAGUAGCAGUUCCGGUAGCGAGGCAGACUCAACAUCCGGCCCUAGUACAGGCGAUAAUUCCCAAUCGAUACCAUCACGAGGUACGGUGGUCGAGGUGCAAGAAACUGAAACGGAAGAUAUUGAGAUUGUACCGAAGAAAAUGGUGAUGGCGGGAAGGGCAAGUAUUCCAGAUGAGUUACAACCCGAUCAGUUGGAGAAAUUGCAAAAUCUGAAAGAAUCGAAUGCCUAGGAUUGACUAGACCUCGGAGAUCCCGAUUAUCCUGCCUUAACGAAUAAACUGGCUCUUCCGAAAAAUCAUCAAAAUAAGUUUCAGCAUUUGCUGGAAUUCUGGAAAUCUCCGGAGGUUAUUGGGAAGAAAGACUAACCGGGAAUCGAAUAAUAGACACGGGGGAAACUGAGCAAAUUUUUAUGUUAAUACUAUGUACACAACCUUUUUGCUAGACGAUACUCUAGUGAACUAUUUAAAAAAAAAAUGAAAAAAGAAGGGUGUUGCGACUUUUGCAACAUAUUUACAAGACGUUAAUGUACAGAGUAAUAAGGUAAUAAAGAGAAUUGUCGAUACCUAUAAUAGAUUGGAAACGUUUAGUUGUUCGUGUAUAUUUUAAGAAAAUUAUAAUGGUGUUGCAUGUACUAAGAAAGUUAUUUGUUUUUAUUCAUCUUUAUUCAUAAUACUUGUAUGUCUUUCUGUUGUCCUCUGUUACAAGUUUUUAAUUUUAAUAUAAUUGUAAAUCCUUGAUCCAAUCUCAUGUUCGGAUAAUCACGUAUGAUAAUCACGUAUGCUCGCAUAAAUUCUUAAAUUUGAAUCCUGAAUGCACCGUCUAAUCUGACAACUUCUCCGUUCAGAAAAGGAUUUUCAAUAAUUUGUUGUGCUAGCUCAGCGAAUUCGUCAGGCGUACCGAACCUACUUGGUAAUGGUAUCGAUAGACUCAAAAAAUCGAUCACUUUUUUUGGUAUUGACGACGUCAAAGGUGUGUCCAUUAGUCCGGGCGCUAUCGUGACAACACGAAUGCCAACUUGAGAUAAUUCGCGAGCUAACGGCAAUGUCAUAGAGACUAUUGCACCGUUGGAGGCAGAAUAUGCAACCUGGCCCAUUUGUCCCUCAAAAGCUGCAACGCUUGCUGUGUUAAUUAUUACUCCACGUUGUCCGUCCUUGUUUGGCUCGUUCUUGUACAUAAGUUCUACAGCUAAUCUAACACAAUUGAAUGUUCCGCCCGCAUUUACAUUACAUACAUCGAUAAAAUCGUCAAAGGAGUGCGAGAUAUUCUUAUUAAAAUUAAAUACUUUAUAUGCACAAGCUAUUCCUGCCGUAUUCAUUAGAACAUCCAAUUUGUUAAAGUGUUGCUUUGUUAAAUCUAAAGCUGCAAGUAUGUCCUGUUCCGAUGUCACCUGGAAACAAAGAAAUUUCAACAUAUACGAAACGUUCUUUUGUGGUAGCAAGCUCAAAAUUAUGAAUUAUUUGACAUGAGUAUUUGAUGUAAGAAAUGUGAUCUAUUUCAAAAUGAAUUCAUAGUACUUACUAAAAAUAUUAGUAGUAGCACAUUUAUGAUGUUUUACAUUCAACUAUAGAAACAAUAGUAAUAUUAGUUCUCACAUGUUGCUAUUAAAAUGCACAACUCUGCAGUGUACAAAACAAACUGGGAAGUACAUGUCUUUUUUUACAAUUUAAGAUUCUGUUAGAUAUUUUUUUAUUUCCUACAUUUUUUAAAAACUUUGUCUAUCUGUCUGUAUAUAUAUAUAUAUAUAUAUAUACUUCAAAUACUUCUGUUAUUAACAGUACUACUGUCAUCACUUUGUUGACACUUACAUCUGCUGGUGCAAAUACAGCUGAGCUUCCUAAUUCAUCAGCAACCUCUUUUCCCUUGGAACUAGGUAAAUCUGCAAUGACAACUUUCGCACCAUGUUUGACAAAUCUUUGAACAGUUCCUAGCCCCAAACCAGAUGCACCUCCAGUUACAAGAGCAACCAUUCCCUGAAACAUAUGUCAGUUACAGUAUUCGUUUAAAGAUUUAUUUUUAAUGUAUUGCAUUAUACAUAUGUUAAUAAAUUUCAAAUUUUUGCACACAAACAAUUAUUACUUCAAAAUUGAAUUAUAUUCUGCACAAGUUACUAAACUGUACAACACACUUAAAGUAUCUGUGUUAUACAUACAUUUGUCUUUAAUUUUAUCUUUGUUCACAUAUCUUCAUUGUUUUUAGUAACACAAAAGAAGUUUGCUAAGGAAAGUUAUUUGGUUUAAGGGAGCAAAUGACCUUGAAACUAAAAAAGAAAAAAUUCCUAAUCACAUUAUUUGUCUCAUGGAAUCAAACCAAAGUAAUUGUCUAACACUUUCCUUUGUGCCAUUAAAAACAUUGGAUACUCUGUAGUAUAUAAAGUAAAUGAAAUAAGUUACAUGUUAUUUUUUUCUAAGAAUGUUCAUUAUAACAAAGAAAGUUCACAUAGGAAAAUAAGCAUUUAGGUACAUAAAAAUAAUAAAUAAUAAACAUGGACCAGUUACUAAUAAUUACUAUGAAACAACAAGUUACGCGAUUGUCAAUUAUUCAUUAUCAUAUUUUACAUUCUUUAUUGUAAUAUAUGCCAAUUAAAAAGAAAUUUGCUUUAUAAAAUUCUAUAAAUUUCUACAUUUACUCCUUUGCACUCUUAUUAAAUAUUACCGAAUAAUGCUAACGAAUUGUUUAAUCUAUAUAUUAUAUCAUUACAUAAUCAUAAAAUAAUGAAUAGUACUAUUAAAUUUAUGUAUUGCGGAUACAACAAUGAAACAUAUAUUAAAUGACAUAUUAAGUAAACUAUAAUUUUCUAGUAAACUUAUUAUUUAAUAAAUCAAGGAGUAUAAUAAGCAUUCUUAUGUGUAAUAUAAUAUCUGUUAUAAUAGACUAUUGCUCUUGUACAUAUUACAAAUCAAUUCACCUUAAAUAUAAUACUUCCAACAAAAUAUAUAUUUUGUGUAAAUUGUUCAUAUAUAUAUAUUUUUUUUAAUUAUUUUUACUUUACAAUGUGCAUUUGUUAAAUUUAAUAUUGUAAUUGUAUUAAUUCAAGCAGUAUUCUAUAUUACAGGAAACAGGUCACAAUACAGAAUUAUUUUAUACUGUAUGUGAUUUCACAAACAAGUACUGUAUCGAAAAGAAAAUACAUUUCUUCUGAAACUACGAUUUUCAAGGUAUAAGAACGUCUGAAGUAAUCUAAGGUAAUGAAUCGCGACACAUCGCGCACAUUUACAUUUCACAUGCUUGUAAAUCUAGAUAUAUUUGUAAUUUUUGUUGUGGAUAAUAUGAAACUUACCUUUAACAUUUCAAAGUAUUAGAGAACAACGAUACAUUUAAAGACAAAAUAGACAAGAAUUGGUAGACUAAGAUGUAAAAAACAUCAACUGUUUGAUGGUUAUAAUUGUAAGUGCCGGUUCUCGAAUACAAAUGGAAGCCACGAGGAUCUGCGAAACAACAAUAACAUUGAGUCAGUUAACUGAUCCAUGUAGAAUUUUGAACUGUAUAAUGCUCCUACCUCCUGCUAAAUUUACAAUCACCGAUUAAUAGCUUCGAGAGAGGGUCAUGUAAGAAGAAGUAAGACAAAGCAUUUCUACUUUUGGUGUUUCUUUCCUACUGAUACUAGAAACCCAAUCAAUUCAUUUCUCCUACGAUUCCAGCAAAACCGUUAUUCUAGUCCAAUUGAGAGUUAAAGAAAACUCUGCAUAUUAGUAUUAUAAAAUGACUAAAAAGGAGAUUGUCGCAUUUUAAAAAUAAGGAAUAAAUAUUUUUUGACCUUGUUGUUUAUGGUUCAGUUACCGUUAUAUAAUUAAUGUUAAAACUAAUCGUUAAAGCUAAAUACUUGGAUACUGUAUCUUUUCUCGCAUCAUUACCUAUGUACCCUAAAUACCGCGAAGCGUUCAUAUUUUAAAUAGAAACUUUGGAACAUUUACAUAUUUUUUUCUUAACUUAUAUAAUUUCUUUCAUUGUUUCUAGGAUGAUAUCAACACUUUUAGAAUAAUUUUAUUCUUUCCAUUUAUUUCUUGUGUAUUCUUCUUCUUAUAUUUAUUAUUUAUGAUUUCUUGUUUAAUUUAUCAAUACAAAAUAUAGUUGUGCUUUUAAGAUGUAUAAGUAUUAAUAUAUUAAUAAAUAUAAAAGAUAUUACGUGUAUAUAUAAUUGUAAACUUUACAUUUUAAUAUUUAUAAACAUGUAUAUACAUAAAUAAAUACAAAUACCAUUAUGUAGACUUAACUCCUAUAAGGUCUCUUUUGUGAUUUGAUGUACAAAAAUAAAUAUUUUGCAAACAGAUUUGA
Molecule: messenger RNA, 8571 nt
Organism: Nomia melanderi (Alkali bee)
Lineage: Eukaryota; Metazoa; Arthropoda; Insecta; Hymenoptera; Halictidae
Source: RefSeq, a predicted model, not a curated record